AUGACAUUUGACUUUCGAGCAAGGGAAAAGACCGCGUGGCGGGCCCCCGUGGAGAUGGAGAUGACUUCCAACGUAUGCACUAAUGACAAAAGGUAUGUACCCCACACACCGGGGGCCUCAGUACACGCGGCUAAUUACGGGAGUUGA
Molecule: messenger RNA, 147 nt
Organism: Aspergillus niger
Lineage: Eukaryota; Fungi; Ascomycota; Eurotiomycetes; Eurotiales; Aspergillaceae
Exons: 3
Coding region: 1-147 (48 amino acids)
Source: RefSeq, a predicted model, not a curated record